Molecule: messenger RNA, 2968 nt
Organism: Dermacentor andersoni
Lineage: Eukaryota; Metazoa; Arthropoda; Arachnida; Ixodida; Ixodidae
Source: RefSeq, a predicted model, not a curated record
AAUAAGAAGAAGCGCGGCAGAGAAAAUAAGAUACGUAAACAAGCCCCCGGUAGGCAGUGCGUGUUCGUAAUCAUUGCAGCGUUUCCUGAUAAAAUAAAGUUAACUUGGAGGAAGAACACUGUCAACAUGACCGAAGUGAUGACCGCACCAACGCCAUUUAUUGCUAACUCCUCUAGUAAGUCAAGCUGUGAUGCAGGUUCUACCAGUUCCACGGACUGCAGCGGUCGCCUCGUGUUCCCCGAUCUUCUUGCCGGGACGCCCGCCAUUGCGAUGCUUCUCCAUAGCAAAUGUUCCUUCGUCAGAGGUUCACAAGAACGGCGCAAGAACGGCACUGAACGGACUAAGGAAGAGGGAGCCAAAGAGAAUUUUGACUGCAUUUGUGCAUUGCAGUUGCCACAGAACGGGUUAAGUAUAUCUAGCACCGUUUUAAGGCUCCUGGAACACCACGAGGCACGUGUCUGUUUAUAUGCAGAAAAAAGGUUCCCGUGUGCAAACUCGCUCACAGGCGUGUAUUCUAUUUACCGCGGCGCCCCCUUCGGUUCUGACCAUAGGCAUGCUUCUCCGCGCCCCAUUUAUGUGGAACGCACUGCAAACCUCGGUCGCCUCGAAGGGUGGGUUGUGGUCACGCUUCCCCGGCUUUACGCAAGUUCAUCAUUCGGAGCUGCCAUGGAGCAUUGGUGCGGUGAACCUAAGCUCGUAGAAACAUCGCGGCCUUGCCUUGCAUCGUCACAUCGUCACCACUGCGCUGUCAACAAAGGAGCCGCGACCCCAAGCGCUCUGCCUCGGUUCCUUGUUCGGCAGUCAGACAGCAUGCUCAUGCUUGUGUUCCACACCGUAGCCACUAAUCCCUCUACUGUGUCCGGGUCGUUUUGUGCGUGUAAAUCGGCGUUUCAAGUUGUAUUCUCCGACUACCACUCGCCUGAAGAAGUGCAUAGCGCGGCUAUGGCAACUCCCUAUGCAAGGGACUCCCUCGUUGACGCGUACAAAGUAGUCAACCUCCAGAAGACAUUAUUCCUUUUCCUCUACAAAGCUGAGUCUGCAUUUGGUACCUGGAAGACAUUUUAUGUGGGCACUGACUUCGGUCAUCUUCAAGCACUGGAGUUGGAACCGUCGGAGUCUGUGCGAAUGGCUUUGACGAAAAGGCUGUCUAGGCAGGCUCAAUUCUCAAAGUGCAAGUCCGUUGAAUUGACAGAGAAAAACAAGGUGGAAGACAAGAGCAACUUGGUGUCAAAGGCACUGCCUGUCUCCCGCCAGCAACGAUCCCUCUCUGAGUCUUCUGCAUAUCAGAUACCUCAGGGUUCUCGUCGAGGCAUUCUCAAAAAUGGCACCGACUGGAGACGUACCACCUCUGAGUCAAGCGAUGAAUUUCUCUCAUCCUUGUCCCUCGAUUCAGACACUUCACUUCCAGCCAGCUCCCUUGAAAGUGUCCAGCCCAAAAAGACAGUUAGCUUCAAUGACCACAUCAGCCAUAUUGUGUACAGGGCUAAUUCAAGUGUUUUAGCACGUCGCCGCAGAAACCAGAAAAAGGCAGCGAACAAAAAGAAAGCUGCUGCUCGACGUGCACUGAAUCGUUGCGACUCAACUGACACAUCGGGUGUAAGCAGUGGCAGCGAAGCCAGUCUCGAAGAUGUCUCACAGAGUUGCCAAUCACACCCCUCUAAGUAAACCACAAAAUAGGGGCUGUAAAGUCUGUAAAGUUUGUAAGAAUUGUUCUCACAUUGAGUGUGGGCUAACAGUCAUUCAAAAUAGUGUUACGCACACUGUUGUUAUGACAUUUAGUUCUUGAGCAUUAUGCCAGAGAUUUGAUUCAACACCCCAGUGUUUACAAAUCCUAGCUAGUUGAGACUCAUGUUGGUGAAACGCUAGGGCAAUAACCCAGUGUUUCAGUGGCUUUUUGUUUGCCCUUACAGCAUGACACAACUUACUUGCCUGAGGGCUAAUAAAAUUUCAUUUUCUUGAUAGGUUUGCAGUAGAACUGCAUGUACCUUUAUAUAUUUUUCUUGAAUUGCCAGCCUAGGCAGUAAUUUACAUUUGUGGGAAGUAUUCCUUUUUUGCUUGCUCAAGUGUAUUUGCUGGCAUCACAGAGGCAUUUAUAUAAGGAACCAGCAGAUUUUUCUUUUCUUAUUUUAGGGAUUUUGAAGGGGGUUCAUUAGUAGUUUAUAUAAUUUUGUUUAUGCUUUCCUGUGCCUUUUGCAGGAAAAAAGAAAGACAUCGCAAAAUAUUUUUAGUAUUUGUAUAAUUUCUUUACACAGACACAAUUCUUGCAUUAAGAAGUGUAUUUUCCUCUGGUGCUUUAGGGCAUUGCCACCUGUUUCCUUCAUGUUCUACAUGUCAUUUGGGUCUAUUUACACAUUGCAUCUAUACAUUUGAGCAUUUUUCAGCAUAGUUCAUCUGUGCUUGGCACAUUCUGUUGCUCAUUUUUGAUGCUAUAUAAUUUUGCUUUUGCCUGUCCCUGUGAUUUUUCUCUAGCACACACUUUUUGGUGCAUCAGUCCUGUUUUGCAAGUGGUAUUAAAUGAAUAUUUCCUUUCCUUUUUGAGAAAGUUACAAAGUAGUUCUUUUCCUCUAUGGUCAUUUCAAAGCUUGAGGCACUAGGUAGGUGUUGAAUUGUUGUCCAUGUCAGUUCCCUGUGAUACAUUAUAUAUAGUACAAACAUGGUGAGCUCUUUCUGCCUGAUGGUGUCUUCCCACUCUAUUGCAGCACAAAUGAAAUUUCACUGCCCAGUUGUUACAAACCUUACACAAAGUUGGAUACAUCAGUGUCUGCUUAUAAAGCCAGCCAUUGAAAGAAUAUUUUGUCAAAGCUGUUGCCAUGAUCGUUUGUCGAGUGUGCAUAAGUAUGCAUGCGCUGACUUCAAUAGUCAACUGUAUAAUAUAAAUCUCUGCAUCACUGCUUAAGCUGUGUUGAAAGGAUUGGAAAUGCUUUAUUGCGGUGCAGUUGUGGCUUUGAGAAAUAUAUGUUUGCCUUUA